AGCUCUGGGAUUUUCGGAGCCAGUCCCUAUUGUUCAGAUCCCUCCUCCUGCUUGGGAAGUGGGAGGACCCGAAAAGGCGUCGCAAAAGGGAGAAUUGUUUGAGAGCUCAGUCAUCCAAAAACGUCCUUUCAAUGCGAGAAGUUGAGGAGCCGAAGAAAAUGUCGGUGGCAUCGCAGUAAAUUACUAAAGCGGGGAGGAACGAGAAAAGCGAAAAAGCCUUGUUUUUCUGGGACUAAAACCGCAGGAGAGACGAGGAGAGCAGAGCGCUCGGCCAAAACGAGGUGUGAGCACCAAGUCGAGCAGUUUGGGGGCCAGUGUAUGGAAGAUGUCUGGAAAGCGAGACUGGGCACCGUGGAUGAAAAAGAGAAGGGCUCCAGUGUUGUGUGCUCUGGGCGCAGUGCUGCUGUGCUGCCUGCAGGGCGGCGCCUCCGCCUCCGAUGACGUCCCGGCGUUCACGGAGGAGCCCAUGUCUGUCGUGCAGAAGCUGGGAGGCAGCGUGAACCUCAGCUGCAGCGCCCGGCCCGCCUCCGCCAACAUCAGCUGGCACCUCAACGGCCGCGAGCUGCGCAACGGGGACCUGGGCGUGGUGCUGGGGCCCAGCGGCCUCUUCGUCCCCGCGCUGUCCAACGUGACGCUGGGCCGCUACCGCUGCGUGGCCGCCACCGCCGCCGGGGCCCUGGCCAGCGUGCCGGCCAACGUCACCGCUGCCAAGCUGCGUGACUUCGAGCCUGACGACCAACAGGAGAUCGAGGUCGACGAAGGCAACACGGCCGUCAUUGAGUGUCACCUGCCCGAGAGCCAACCCAAAGCUCAGGUCCGCUACAGCGUCAAACAGGAGUGGCUGGAGACGUCCAAAGGGAAUUACCUCAUCAUGCCAUCAGGGAACCUACAGAUAGCCAACGCGACCCAGGACGACGAGGGGCCGUAUAAGUGUGCUGCCUACAACCCCAUCACUCAGGAGGUGAAGACGUCCAUCUCUGCCGACCGCCUGCGUAUACGCCGCUCCAUGUCGGAAGCGGCUCGCAUCAUCUACCCGCCGGCGUCCCGCUCCAUCAUGGUGACCAAGGGCCAGCGGCUGGUGCUGGAGUGCGUGGCCAGUGGAAUUCCGACCCCCCAAGUCACGUGGGCCAAAGACGGGCAGAGGCUGCGUUCCCAUAACAACACGCACUUCCUGCUCAGCAACCUGCUGAUCGACGCGGUGGCCGAGGCCGACUCGGGCACUUACAUAUGCCAGGCGGACAAUGGCAUCGGCUCAGCCAGCUCUGCCACCGUGCUCUAUGACGUACAAGUGUUCGAGCCUCCUCAGGUCACGGUGACGCUGCAGCAGCAGGAGGUGGUGUACGGCGAGACCGUGCGCAUCGCCUGCCAGGUGCACGGCAAGCCCACUCCCUCUGUGAUGUGGCUCCACAACGCCCGGCCCCUCGGCCCGUCCAGUCGCCACCGCAUCUCCCCGCGGGUGCUGCGCGUCUCCAACGUGGGCCCGCAGGACGACGGCCUGUACCAGUGCAUGGCCGAGAACGGGGUGGGCAGCUCCCAGGACUCCGCUCGCCUCAUCACGGUCUCCACCGGGAUUACGUCCAGAGGGAAGCUGCCCUCCAUUUAUCGGCCACUCAGCCCGGACAAGGUGCUGAGAGAGCAGCCGCCCGUGAAGCCGGGAGCUACGGGGGCCAUGUUGCCUAUGGACUGCUCUGAGCUGCCGGCGCAGAUCCUGCCUGUGGAGGCUCCCAUCAUCCUCAGCCAGCCGCGCACUGGGAAGGCUGACUACUACGAGCUCACCUGGAGGCCCCGGCAUGAGCGAGGAGCCCGUGUGCUGGAGUACAUGGUCAAAUACAGAAAGGUGGGAGACCCUCUGGCAGAGUGGACCUCUAGUAGUAUCUCCGGGUCUUUGCACAAGCUGACUCUGGCCAAGCUGCAGCCAGACAGCCUGUAUGAGGUGGAGAUGGCUGCCAAGAACUGUGCCGGUUUGGGCCAACCAGCCAUGAUGACCUUCCGAACUGGCAAAGGUCGCAAAGUGCACGAUCCACCAAAAACUCCUGCUGUUCCUUCACCAAGCCUCUCUCCUCCCGAGGCCCCCGACAAGCCCACAGUCUCCACGGCGACGGAAACGUCGGCGUACGUGACUUGGAUUCCUCGCGGCAACCGUGGCUUCCCCAUCCAGUCUUUCCGGGUGGAGUACAAGAAGGUGAAGAAGGCGGGGGAGGACUGGGUGACGGCGGUGGAGAACAUCCCCCCGUCGCGUCUCUCCGUGGAGAUCACGGGCCUGGAGAAAGGUACCUCUUAUAAGUUCCGUGUGGUGGCGGUGAACGUGAUUGGCUCCAGUCCUCCCAGUGCCCCUUCCAAGGCGUACACCGUGGUGGGUGGGAGGACCCACGAACGCCCCGUGGACGGACCCUACAUCACCUACAACGAGGCCAUCAACGACACGACCAUCAUCCUCAAAUGGACCUACACGCCUGUAAACAACACGCCCAUCUACGGCUUCUACAUCUACUACCGACCAACAGACAGCGAUAAUGACAGUGACUAUAAGAAGGACGUGGUGGAGGGAGACCGGUACUGGCACUCGAUCACUGACCUGCAGCCGGAGACGGCCUACGACAUCAAGAUGCAGAGUUUCAACGAGAAGGGGGAGAGUGAAUUCGGGAAUGUGGUGAUCCUGGAAACGAAAGCUCGUCCCAAUCGUCCCAACCAGCGGCCCGCUCCGUCCCAGACCCCAGACCACGGGCCGGACCUCCCCACGGGACUGGUGCCUCGGCCCGGCGACCUCCCCUAUCUCAUAGUUGGCAUCGUCCUGAUAGCCUUCGUGUUCAUCAUCAUCGUUGCCUUCAUCCCUUUCUGUCUCUGGAGGGUGUGGGCUAAACAGAAGCAAACGUCCGACCUGUGCUUCCCACCUGUGGCCGCCCCGGUGUCGUCCUGCCAGUACACCAUGGUUCCCCUCCAGGGACUCGCCCUGGUCGGCCACUGCCCGUUGGACGGUCACAUGACUGCUCCACACGGCGCCUACCCCAGCAAUGGAGAAUACACGCCGAACGGGAAAGCGCACCAUGCCACGCAGUGUCUGCCUGGGAUGCAGCCGGAUGAGGUUGAUUGUAACAUGGAGUCGGAAACGUUGUUGCCACAGACGGCGUCAAAUGGACACGUUCCGGUCUAUCGUUACUCCACCAGUGGUCUAGAGCAUCAUGAACACGCUUGCUCUCCCGAUGACUCCACUCUACAGCUCCUCGACUCCUCCCGCCACCGUGUUGGUUCACAUGAACUGGGAGGUGAAGGCAGCUUUUGUUGUGGGGAUAAAGCAGAGAACAUCACUCACAAUUUGGCGCCUUUCCGCCUUCUAUCGCUAGAAGACGAAGGGAUCUUCACCGCAUCUGCAUCAACGACAGCAGCCACAACGCCACAAUCCAUAGACACAACAAUACAGGAAGUGGACAUCCUCCCAAACGAGGCCUCCCCUGAGGACUACGGCGCAGACAACACAACAGAUGCAUGAGACUGUUACAAAGGAGAAAACUAGAAAAAAAUAUUUAUUUUUGUAUCAAAAGUAUUUAUAUAUUUAUGCUUUUGUACAUAGUGUCUGUACUGUAUAUAAGGUUAUUUUCAUAUUGAAAGACUAUUCCUACAUUUGCUUCUCACUGUGUUACGGCGGAGCGAGCACCAUGUUGUGAUGCUGAGCUCCUGCUGCGUUUGUGGAUUUGAGAGGUUUGCAACGUAAUUCCUGGUGAGAAGAUGAUCAGGGGCUUCCUUUAAGUUCAGCACUUCACUGUCUAGACCCUCCUCACUUCUUAAACCAUUCCUCAUAGACCUUCGCCCUAAACGUUUGGACCUUACGUACUCAGCUUUACAGGCAAUGGGACCUUUAGAACCAGUCUGAUGCUGUAACUAUGAGGUGCUUGACGCUGCGUAGCCGAUGCUUUAUCACAUUUUCAUCGCGUCAUCUUGUAUAGUAAUAACACGUGUAUUACGCAUUGUUUGUCAUUAAACUAACGAGUGUAUGCAACAUAAAUCAGUUUCAGUAGUGUACAAGAGAUUAUAUAUUGUAUAGCUAUUUAUUGUUUUGAUUUUAUUUUUCAAAUCACUGAAUGGGAGAGAUUCUGGAAAAUACCUUAACUCAGUCAUUGAUAAGCUGAACUUGACAGCGCAGCCACGUGCGCAUUUACUCAUUGCUGGUUACCAAAUGACAGCCAGGUGAGGGAGCUGUGACGACCGUGUCAGUAUUAUUCCUCCCUCACAGGUCAGUGCAUAAGUAUUAGUCUUUGCUAGAGACAUCUGCAAUCGAAAUGAAGGAGAUCCUGAAUCGACACCUGCCCCUUUUGGAAUGUAACCGUUCUGUGGUUGCACAUGCUGGAGCACUAUUGCAUGUAAAUAAAAGCUUAUGAAAGUG
Molecule: messenger RNA, 4378 nt
Organism: Betta splendens (Siamese fighting fish)
Lineage: Eukaryota; Metazoa; Chordata; Actinopteri; Anabantiformes; Osphronemidae
Gene: boc
Product: BOC cell adhesion associated, oncogene regulated
Exons: 18
Coding region: 326-3487 (1053 amino acids)
Biological process (GO): cell-cell adhesion; nervous system development; axon guidance
Cellular component (GO): axon; plasma membrane
Molecular function (GO): protein binding
Source: RefSeq, a predicted model, not a curated record